UAGGUGUUUUAUGGAAUGCGUAAGAAGGUAGUUGAUUUUUGUGUAAAGGUCUUUAAAUAUAUAAGUAACCCAAAUAACGAGAUACCAACGUCUAUGGAGGUUAAUUUAAAAAACAAUGAAAAGAUGGUACUUUCUUUCAAAAAGGUCGUAAAUCCUCGAAGUGACAAAACCAUUGCGAUAUCAACGACUACAAAAGAAGAAAAUAAUACACCAGAAACACAAUGUACACUUAUAAAGGAAGAGAAUAAUACGCCAGAAACACAAAUUACACUUAUAAAGGAAGAGAAUAAUACGCCAGAAACACAAAUUACACUUAUAAAGGAGGAGCAUAAUGCACCAGAGAUACGAUCUACAAUUACAGAGAAUGAUAUAACAGAUGAGCAAAUUGAUUUGCUGACUUCUAUUUAUAAUGGAGCGACUUCUAAUGAUACGAAAAAAUUAACUAUUGACGAUUUGAAAUCAAUUUUUGCAUGUUUUAGUCAGGACAAUACUGAUGAGGAAUAUGAUAUUAUGAUGAAAAUUCUUGACUCUAAAAAUGAUGAUGAAACAGGACUCGACAAAUUUUUGACUCUAUUCAAAUCCAAGAGUAGUAAAAUAGAAAAUGGGGAAAUACUAUCUACACGUAGUUCAGUUAAUAAUUAUUUCAUUAAACUAUUUCAGUAUUUUUCAAAUGGAAAGAGAUACCUCAAUAGUGGUGAUAUAAAUCAUAUGGUUAAAGUGAUAAAUCGUGUUGGUAUGGGAUGUCCUGAAGUAAAUACUUUUAAAAAAUUUUGCCAUGCAAAAGGCCGAAUUACUUAUGAUGAGUUUUGUGCUAUAUUUAAUAAUUGAAGAUAAACAAAUGAAAAUUAUUUGAUAGUUGAGUUGAUACGGCAAAUGAUAACUCAAAAAGUUUAAUAAUGAAAUAUAUUUGUUAUAUACUUUAAAUUAUAUUUUCAUAUUUAAAAUAUACUUACUGGAUAUUUUUUAUCAAAACUAUUUUUGAUAAUUAGUUAGAAUACAAAUAAAUAAAGUCAUGUUUCCUUUUA
Molecule: messenger RNA, 1025 nt
Organism: Daktulosphaira vitifoliae (grape phylloxera)
Lineage: Eukaryota; Metazoa; Arthropoda; Insecta; Hemiptera; Phylloxeridae
Exons: 12
Coding region: 16-828 (270 amino acids)
Source: RefSeq, a predicted model, not a curated record